Molecule: messenger RNA, 3999 nt
Organism: Monopterus albus (swamp eel)
Lineage: Eukaryota; Metazoa; Chordata; Actinopteri; Synbranchiformes; Synbranchidae
Product: E3 ubiquitin-protein ligase Midline-1-like
Exons: 10
Coding region: 303-2366 (687 amino acids)
Biological process (GO): regulation of microtubule cytoskeleton organization
Cellular component (GO): cytoplasm
Molecular function (GO): zinc ion binding; protein binding
Source: RefSeq, a predicted model, not a curated record
ACAGGCAGUGGAGGAAACAUGUCAUGAGAGGUGAUGACACAGCCACAGAGACAUAGCCACAUCCUCACUGACUCCCAAGUUCAUUACUCGCCACUGCUUCUGCUGCCGCUGCCGUUACUGCGUCCCAAAGAGGAGAGGGGGAGCCAAAGAUAGAUCUCCGUUCUCUCCCCACCUCUCUCUCUUCCUCUCUUUUUCACUUUGUUUGUGGAUGAUGGGAUGUUAAUCAUGUGGAAGACAGCUGAGCAGCUCUUCUGGAUUUCGCUGACGCUACGCCUGGUCCCGCCUGGCCUCCUCUAAGCAGGAUGGACACUCUGGAGUCAGAGCUAACCUGCCCAAUCUGCUUGGAGCUCUUUGAAGACCCACUUCUGCUUCCCUGCGCCCACAGCCUGUGCUUUGGCUGCGCCCACCGCAUCCUCAUCUCCCACUGUGCCACUAACGAAUCUGUUCAGAGCAUUGGCGCCUUCCAGUGCCCCACCUGUAGAUAUGUCAUUUCCCUGAGUCCGGAGCGUGGACUAGAGGGCCUUAAGAGAAACGUGACCUUGCAAAAUAUUAUUGACAGAGUUCAGCGGGCCUCAUCUUCAACUGGGCUCCCUUUACCGCUGCCUGCACCCCACAGCGGGCCCAACUCUCCCAUUGAGGAAGGGAGUAAUCGGUUGGCACUGGUUCCCAUUAGUGCUGCUAUGUCCAGCCCAGGCAUGCCUCCAGAACCGGUCCAAUGCCAGUUCUGUGAGCAGGACCCCCCACAGGAGGCUGUCAAAACAUGUGUGACAUGCGAGGUGUCGUAUUGUGAGGAAUGCCUCAGAGCGACGCAUCCUAACAAGAAGCCGUUCACUGGCCACCGGCUCAUUGAGCCCAUGUCAGACUCCCACCUCAGAGGGCUCCAGUGUCUGGAGCAUGAUGAAGAAAAGGUGAACAUGUACUGUGUCACUGAUGAUCAGCUGAUCUGCUCGCUGUGCAAACUGGUUGGAAGGCACAGGGACCACCAGGUGGCAGCACUGAGUGAACGCUAUGAAAAACUCAAGCAAGCCCUGGACUCCAACCUAAGUAGUCUGAUCAAGAGGAACAAUGAGCUGGAGUCGCUCAUGGGGAAACUGAUCCAGACUUGCCAACAUGUAGAGGUAAAUGCAUCCCGCCAGGAAGGCAAGCUCAUGGAGGAGUGUAAUGUCCUGAUUGACAUUAUUCAGCAGAGGAGGCAGGUCAUUGGCAAUAAGAUCAAGGAGGGGAAGGCACAAAGGCUUCGGAAGCUUGCCCAGCAGAUCUCCAGCUGCAAGCAGUGCAUUGAGAGGUCCUCGGCCCUCAUUACACAGGCUGAUCAGACUUUGAAAGAAACCGAUCACGCUCGCUUCCUGCAGACUGCCAAAAGCAUCAAUGAGAGGGUUUCCAUGGCAACCGCAUCAACCCAAGUGCUGAUCCCUGAGAUCCACCUUACGGACACUUUCGACACCUUCGCCCUGGACUUCACCAGAGAGAAGAAACUGCUGGAGAAUCUGGAUUACCUCACUGCUCCAAAUGCUCCGUGCAUAAGGGAAGAGUUGUGCACGGCUUCCUACGACACCAUCACUGUCCACUGGACGUCUGAUGAUGAAUUCACAGUGGUAUCCUAUGAGCUCCAGUAUUCCAUCUUCACUGGACAAUCUAAUAUUGCCAGUCUGUGCAACUCACUGGAGAGCUGGAUGAUUGUUCCCAACAUCAAGCAGAACCACUAUACAGUGCAUGGCUUGCAGAGCGGCACCAAAUACAUCUUUGUUGUCAAGGCCAUUAACCAAGCGGGAAGCAGAAGCAGUGAACCAGGGACUCUGAAGACUAACAGCCAGCCAUUCAAGCUGGACCCCAAAUCUGCUCACAAGAAGCUGAAGAUAUCCCAUGACAACCUGACAGUGGAGCGGGACGAAACCACAUCCAAGAAAGGCCACAGCCAAGACCGGUUCUCUGGUCAAAGCAGCUAUGGCGUGGUGGGAAAUGUCUUUAUUGACAGCGGGCGUCACUACUGGGAGGCUCUGAUUGGAGGGAGUACAUGGUAUGCUGUGGGCAUAGCCUACAAAUCAGCCCCCAAGCACGAAUGGAUCGGUAAGAACUCGGCCUCCUGGGUGCUCUGCCGCUGCAACAACUCCUGGGUGGUUCGACACAACAGCAAGGAGCUGGCCAUUGAGCCCUCACCCCAUCUGCGGCGCAUUGGGGUUCUACUGGACUACGACGCCGGGUACCUGACCUUCUACGAUGCCGUGGGCUCACAGCACUUGCACACAUUUCACGUUUCCUUUGUCCAACCUGUGUGUCCUGUGUUCAAUGUGUGGAAUAGGUGUCUGACUAUUCUCACUGGUUUACCUAUCCCUGACCAUCUAGAGGGGCUCGAAACCCACAACUGAAAGCUACAGACAGACAACUAUCAAUCAGCAUAUCUUUAAGCUGCACUGGGCAAGAUAUGUGAAAAUUCUCAUGGUUCAUAGAAAACAGAAGAGUUGUCGCAUCAUUUGAAAUUCAUAUACUGCAGACCUGCUCUAUCCAAUCAAAUCCAAUCAUAUUCUUGUCAUGCACACUUGUGCACCCAGAGGAUGGUAACAAAAUGAUGAAUGAAAUAUAAGCAGCAGUUAGUGAGGAAGCGUUUGACAUUUUGUUUUCUCAUUUGAUUUUCUUUGAUAUAUGCCAUCACAGACACACAGUUCUGGUAAAAUAAAAUAAGAAUGUGAAUAGCUAAAUGACAUCUGUUUUACAAACCAAAUAACUUAAACACUUGCUACUGUUUGUGCAAAGUUACUUAGUGCAUAUUUAGAAUGCAAAAAAUAAAUAAAGAAGAAAUCAUUGGGUUGUUAUUUUAUUGAGAUACCAAGUGCUUUUGAGUUAUGAUUUCAAAAGGCAAAUAUGAUAUUGGCUCACAUUCUGAUUCUAAAAGACUAAGUGAAACCUGACCCUAGACAGAUGACAGUAAACUGGAGUCAGUCCAGAGAAAACCAACACAAAUGGACUUUGUUGGGCCAGACAUUCCUACUCUAAGGUACUUUGGCAACAAGGAAAUAAUCCACAAAUCAAUUUCUAUUUUUUACACCAUCAUAUCAAAUAUGGAACUUUGAAAAUCCUAUAAACCACCAUACUUACAGUGCAGACACACAAAUGUGAGUUUUCUAAGUUCAACCCCUUCAUCCUAGCCUACUUCAUUAAAAAGGAACCAAAGUAGCCAUUACUGUUUAACUUAAAAUUUUAUGCUGUUAAUAAAUGCUGAAUUAUUUUUAAAAAGUGACAAAGAGGACACUGCAUUAUGUGAAUAUAAAAAGCCGAAUUGACUUAAAUGUAAACCUUGUUUUUUGCACAUUGUUCAUAUUGUUUUUGUUGUUUCGGCAAAACAAUCAUUUGGCUCUGGUGCAAUGUUUGUGCUAGUGCGCUAAUACUGCAGAAACAUUCAUAUGCUUUUAUGAGGGUCUUUCCAUUUUUGUCUUUUAAAAAUAUACAUUUUUACUGAGGUCUUAUUUAAUCAAAUCGACAUGUAACAUAUUGUUUACUUCUCUAUAAAAACACACCUCCUUCACUUUUUAUGCAACACAGCCAUGCACAGGGGUCUGUCCUUAGACCUGUUGCACAGUAAUGAUGUCAGUAGGGUGGCACCUCAGUCUUCACUUCAGUCAUUAACUCAAUCUUGAUUUGGAUUUUCCCAAAUUCCUUGCAAUUUUAAAAGAACAAAUUACAGUAAUGCUGCCAAUGAAUCUCUAGAAGGAAUUUAGUGAAUUCCAAAUCCUAUGAUUCUGAUGAUUUUAUUUUGUUUCAAUAUCGGUACAAAGUAGGGAGGAUAAAUAAAAAGUUUGAUUCUUUGCCUUGCUGGCAGCAACACUGAACUGUAUGUUCCAUAUUAUAUGAUACAAAUACAUAUUGCCUAAUUUAAUGUGUUCAUUGAACUUCAUGACUAUGGUGUUAUAUGUUGCUUCUCUGUAGACAUUUUUAUGAAAAACAGGAUUUGAGUGUUUGCCUGACUAUCAUCUGAGAGAAGCCUAUGACGGGGUAAAAAAUAAA